AUGAGUUGGCAACGCCCUGAAAUUGGCUCCAGGCCCAUCCUGGUCCUCGGCGCCGGCGUUCUCGGCCGUCGCAUCGCAUGCAGCUUCGCAGCAGCUGGCUACAACGUCCACAUAUAUGACCUGUCCCCCGAAUGUCGACAGGCCGGCCUCGACUACGUCGAGGGCCAUAAAGAAGAAUUCAACGACGUGCUGCUGAAGACGCGUCGCUCCCAUGGCUCCUGCACGGCGUUCGACUCCCUCAAUGAGGCUGUCAAGAACGCCUGGCUCGUCAUCGAGGCCAUCCCCGAAAAGCUGCCGCUCAAGAUUGAUAUAUACGGCCAGUUGGAUGGCAUUGCGCCCGCUGAUUGCAUUUUCGGAUCGAAUAGUUCUUCGUUCAAGUCAUCGCUGAUGGUGGAAAAAGUUUCUGACGACCGUCGGGCGCUCGUCUGCAAUGUCCAUUACACUAUGCCACCGGAGGUUGCUACCGUUGAGCUCAUGACUGAUGGAUAUACUCAUCCUGAAGUCUUUCCGUUCUUGACGGAAGUGCUGAAGUCGUGCGGUAUGCUUCCCGUCACUGCUAAGAAGGAAUCUACCGGCUUCAUCUUCAACCGUUUGUGGGCAGCAAUCAAGCGAGAAAUUCUUACAAUCCUCGCCGAAGGCGUGAGCGACCCCAGCCAAAUCGAUCUCCUAUGGAAGUACAUGUUCAAGGCCCAAAUCCUCCCCUGCCAGCUCAUGGACCAAAUCGGUCUAGACACCGUCGCCUUCAUCGAGGACAACUACAUCCAAGAGCGCAAGCUCGACGGAACCCUCACCGUCGACUGGCUCAGGGAAAAUUACCUUUCGCAGGGACGAACGGGCGACAAGAGCGGCAAGGGCGGCCUCUACCCACCACCCUCUACGGCGAAUGGCUGCAAUGGAUCAUCCGCGAAGGGGUCCCUUUACGUCCUUGACGUUGGUCUUGGCGCUAACCUCAAAAAUAUCGACGAGGUAGCCACGAAUGGCAAGAUCCUUCGCGUAGAUCCCCGGACUGGCAAAGCAUCCCCCAUUCUCACCGGCCUGCCCAUGCCCGACGGCAUCGAUGUGUCCGAGUCCGAGGGACGAAUCUUCUGGACAAACAUGGGCCCCUCUACAUCCGGCCGCGACGGCUCCGUCAUGUCGAGCAAACUUGAUGGCAGCGACGUAAAGACCCUCGUCCCAUCGGGAGAUAUCUACACCCCCAAGCAGCUCGUGGUUGCAGAGAAGAGCCGCAAGGUCUAUUUCUGUGAUCGCGAGGGCAUGACUGUCAACCGCUGCGACUUCAAUGGUCAAAACCACGAGAUUCUCGUACGGCGCUCGGCAAAAACUGGAGAUGUCGAUAUGACGCAAUGGUGCGUGGGUAUUUCCGUCGACGAGGACGCCGGCAAGAUUUACUGGACGCAAAAGGGACCGAGCAAGGCCUCCAAGGGUCGCAUCUUCCGCGCCAACAUCGAGAUUCCCAAGGGUGAGACUGCGGACUCGCGAUCUGAUAUCGAGACGCUGUUCGAGAACCUGCCCGAGCCGAUUGACUUGGAAAUUGACCCGGCUACCAAGGUGCUCUACUGGACGGAUCGUGGAGAGCAUCCUAGGGGAAGUUCGCUGAACCGGGCGUCUGUCGGUGGAGAGGGUGUUAAGAGGGCGGCGCCUGAGAUUCUAGCUAGGCACUUCCAUGAACCCAUUGGUCUCAGGCUCGACCGCGAUAAUGGCCGGGUGUUUGUGACGGACUUGGGCGGUCGCGUGUACGCGGUUGACGAGGAUACCAAGGAGAAGAAGGUUGUCUACAAGGAUCAUGGCAGUUAUACAGGAAUCACGGUGGUGUAA
This is a messenger RNA of Scedosporium apiospermum, 1815 nucleotides long. RefSeq lists its product as uncharacterized. Lineage: Eukaryota; Fungi; Ascomycota; Sordariomycetes; Microascales; Microascaceae. The transcript has 2 exons. Gene Ontology annotation, molecular function: NAD+ binding; oxidoreductase activity, acting on the CH-OH group of donors, NAD or NADP as acceptor. Gene Ontology annotation, biological process: fatty acid metabolic process. Bases 1 to 1815 code for a protein of 604 amino acids. The record is from RefSeq and is a predicted model, not a curated record.